UUUUCGUGUUCUUAACAUAGUAAGAAGUUCAUAAAUCUUGAACCCACAAUAAUUUCAAUACAAGCCCGCAAAUCCAUGUUUCCUAGCCCAAGUAAUUAGGUUAGACCUAGCAAAUGGAUUCAUAUAUAUAUAGACAUGUUAUGAACAAUAACAUGAAUCAAAGUAAUUUAGGGUUUUGACAAAAAAAAAAAAAAGUAAUUUAGGGUUGCCGUUUGAAAAAAAAAAACUCUUUUUCUUUAUCAUCUCUUCUUCAUAUAGCUUCAAAAAAAAUGAGAAAUCAUUCUACCUAUUGACUUGUACCUUAAAGCUUUGAUCUGGUGCUACAAUUUGGUAUCUUUAAGGUACAAGUCAAUUUGGCAGAAGAAAAAAAAUGUGCUUAGGGUUUACCAUCUUGAAUUUGGUGCAUUCAACCUCAUAAUGUUUUGGUUAAAAUGCCACUCUUUUUUUGUAAAUUUCAAUUGAUAUCGUAUUCAUCUUAUUGAUCUCCAAUUUAUUUAUAGUUAUUUGAUAAUAUUGCAUAGUUAUAUGAUUCUAUUGCUUAAACUCGGCUGAUAAUCAAUAUAUUUAGUCAGGUUUGGAUGGACUAGCGUAUAUCCAGAAAUAAUCUGGAUUAACAGAAGAAAAAGGAUUUUAUAGACAUGAUUUGGUUAAUAGUUAUUUGAUUUAUCAUUGAUUUUACUAGUAUGGAUAGUCUACACAACGACCAAUAUAUAGUUAUCCCACUCCUGAAGGUAACUUGUAAUUCUGAUUUCUAGCUAAAUCUUAUGGUAAUAAUUAAUAAUUAAUGUCAUCAUUUUACAAGCUUGUUUUUGGUUCUUCUCAGACGAAGUGGACCUAGACGAAUGUGACAAACUGACAAUAAGGUGGGACUUUAUGAAUGAAUAUAAGUCGUGAUAGUUACACGGCUAAUGUCACAAUCUUCAACUAUUUAAAAAAAGAAGACAUCGAAGGGCUAUGGGAAUUAGGGUGGAUAUGGUACGAAGACGAAAUUCUAUUGAGCACUGUGGGUGCUAAAGUUUCAAAACAAAGUAAUGUUUUGAAAUUUGUAGACUGCUGCAUGCAUAAGGUGACUUUUGUGGCCUUACCCCAACAUGGUAAAAACUCUUCUUCAUUCCAAAUUACUGUUGGCCAAGUUGGCAUAGAAUUUCAUCCUCCGCCACAAGACUUGAAGUUGACCACACACUGACACAAGGAUUGGAAUACGUAUGUGAUAAUUCGUUGACGGAAGUAAUGAAUACUCCGGGUUAUCUAAGUAAGUUCAUUUAUUUGUUGGCACAUCCUAUAACCUAUGUCUUACAUAAGCUUUUACUAUGUUCUUUUUAUUUUGUAGAUACGUGGAUGACGACGUGCAAUCUCUACGACCUUAAAAUGUUCCACGAGAUUCAUAACAAAGAAGAUCUAUGAGAUUUUGGGUGUCUUAUUUUUAUUUU
Molecule: messenger RNA, 1430 nt
Organism: Arabidopsis lyrata subsp. lyrata
Lineage: Eukaryota; Viridiplantae; Streptophyta; Magnoliopsida; Brassicales; Brassicaceae
Exons: 2
Coding region: 878-1186 (102 amino acids)
Biological process (GO): cellulose microfibril organization
Cellular component (GO): membrane
Source: RefSeq, a predicted model, not a curated record